Molecule: messenger RNA, 1056 nt
Organism: Exserohilum turcica Et28A
Lineage: Eukaryota; Fungi; Ascomycota; Dothideomycetes; Pleosporales; Pleosporaceae
Exons: 1
Coding region: 89-895 (268 amino acids)
Molecular function (GO): oxidoreductase activity
Source: RefSeq, a predicted model, not a curated record
AUCAACUCUCAAAUUCCUUCCAACUUGAAGGAACAGAACAAGCAUUCAUCCCAACUCCAACUAUACCCACACACGUGACUCUGUAAAAAUGGUCGUCAACGUCCCCACUGCCUCCCUCGAGGGACAAGUCGCCCUCAUCACCGGUGCCGGCCGCGGUAUCGGACGAGGCUGUGCAAUUGAGCUUGGCAAGCGCGGCGCCUCAGUCAUUGUCAACUACGUAUCGUCAGAAGGCCCCGCGAACGAAGUGUGCGAAAUCAUCCGGGGCUUCAACAACGGGGCCAAGGCCGUUGCCAUCAAGGCGGACGUGAGCAAAGUCUCCGAGAUCCAGCGGCUGUUCGAGGAGGCCAAGAAGGCCUUUGGCAAAAUCAACAUUGUCAUGAGCAACUCGGGCACAGAGAGCUGGGACAAGACGGAGGAAAUCACAGAGGAGAAAUACGACCAUGUCUUCAACCUCAACGCCCGAGCCCAGUUCUUCGUCGGCCAAACCGCAUACAAGUACAUCGAGGACAAUGGCCGCAUCAUCCUCAUGAGCUCCAUUGCCGCCGGCCUCCUCGGUGUAAAGGACCACGCUCUGUACAACGCCUCCAAGAUGGCCGUCAUUGGCUUCAUCAAGGCGUUUGCUACCGACUUUGGAAAGCGCGGCAUCACGGUCAACGGCGUUGCCCCCGGUGGCAUCAAGUCUGACAUGUUCACCCAGAACGCCUGGCACUACAUCCCAGGAGGCACGCCUGAAUGGCCCGCCGAGAAGAUCGAGUCGCUCAUGGCGAGCCACUGCCCCCUCGGUAGGUGUGCCGUCCCCGAGGAUGUUGCAAGGGUCGUUGCUUUCCUUGCCUCCGAGGACGGUGGCUGGGUUAACGGCCAGGUGCUUACCAUCUCUGGAGGAUCGUCCCAGUAGAUGUGCGAUUGGUAGGAGGACAAAAGAGACCGAAAGAAUUAUAUGACGAUUAUGUAAUUAGUUCUAGAGCGCAUCUUUGUCAUGGCGGAACAGUUGUACGCCAGUGCUCGAACUCAAUCAAGCUUUGUUCACUGCUUCUGUGCAACAUGGAUGUGAUAUGG